This is a messenger RNA of Echinostoma caproni, 225 nucleotides long. The record is from the annotation of a GenBank genome assembly. Lineage: Eukaryota; Metazoa; Platyhelminthes; Trematoda; Plagiorchiida; Echinostomatidae.
AUGGAUCGGAUACCAAACUUGCGAGACAGCUUUGCGCGCGAACAGGAUUUGGGAAGACAAAACUCCUCACUGGUGAUAAGAGCUGCACCAGGCAUUCACUAUCGCCGAACUACCAAUGAGAGAUUCCGAAAGUAUCCGGUCGUUAGCGGGGCGCUGGCCUCACCUCCACGAUUUGCCGUUCGAGGAUGUUCCGGACACUCGAGUGGACAUAUUGAUCGGCUGUGA